Sclerotinia trifoliorum is the source of this 1368-nucleotide messenger RNA. The record is from the annotation of a GenBank genome assembly. Lineage: Eukaryota; Fungi; Ascomycota; Leotiomycetes; Helotiales; Sclerotiniaceae.
CUGCAGUAAUAUCGGAAAGAAUCGUUAUCCAGAAAUUGGUCUCAGCGCUAAAGAGCUAAUAAAAUGCUGAUUCUGCUUACCUAACACUGUUUAACCACUCCUCCGACCUCUUGCCUCGGCCUUCUUGGAGCUUGAGAAGCAAUAUCGGCAUUGGCAACGACACUUGCUAGACACAAUCUCUGGGCGUUGUUUAUCAUGGCCGGUACCGGGAAAGCAGUUGUACUUGGGAUCAGUGGAUGUUCGUCAAGUGGUAAGACAACUCUUAGUCGACUUUUGCGUGAUAUAUUUCCAAACACUUUCAUCCUGCAUGAAGAUGACUUCUAUCGACCUGAAGAAGAGUAAGUUUGAACUUUGCUGUUUGAUCCUUAAUAUAUCUUCUAUUUUUGAAUCAUCUUGUUACUCCCAAUAAACCCUUGGUGCAUCGGAACUGAUGGUAGCUAGACUCCCUAAAAAGCAUGAUCUGGUAGAUUGGGAUUGUGCUGAAGCUUUGGAUGUACCAGAAAUGGUCAAAUCCCUUGAACAUAUACGCAAAGAAGGCACAUUUCCCGUUAGUGAUAUAUCCUCAUUCUGUUCAUAGUAAGAAGUUUGACAAAAUUUCAUAGCCUAAUCUCGAUUCUAAAGAAGAUCAAAACUCUAUUGGAAAAUGUCCAGUCCCAGAUACAGAGAUUGAAACAUUGAAAUCUCAAGUAAAACUAUGGACUCAGCCUGGACAGCCAGGCCAUGGAAUUCUAUCCAACACAGAUUCCCCUAUUCGGCUUUGCAUUUUUGACGGGUUUCUCCUCUACUCCAAGUUUUUGGCCCAAGUUCAAUCUCAAAUUGACAUAAAACUUUUCCUUCGUGUUAGCUACGAAAAAGCAAAAGGUCGGAGGGAAGCCCGCAGUGGCUAUGUAACCCUUGAGGGGUUCUGGGAAGAUCCACCAGGGUACGUUGACAAAAUUGUCUGGCCAAAUUAUGUUGAGGAUCACAAGUGGAUGUUCGAAAAUGGUGAUGUUGAGGGGCAAUUGAAGGAAGAUGUCGUUAAUGAAUUGGAUCUGAAAUGUCAAGAUGGAGGUUUGGAUAUCGAUAUGACGACGACACUCAAGUGGGCUGUGGCUACGGUCAUGGAGUCCUUGCCUUCUUUUGCACGGGGCCCCUGAUCAAUCUAGGUGGAGUGGCUAUUCGAAGUUAUUUUGACCAUGCGAUGUAGCCUCUGAACAUUUGGGUGUCUUUUAUUCACUUAACUCGGGACAUUCAAUUUGGUCCAUCCAAAUUGUUCAUUUGUUGGUCUUCUUCAACAAAUGCACUACAGAAGAUAAUAGCACCAUCCAUACUAUUUUCGUCAUUUAGCAUCAAUGCAUUGCUCUAUACACAAUAUGCCUCUGAAAACAA